AUGUCGACGACUACAGACUACUCCCAGAUCCCCACGCCCGCCGCGGCGUACGCCGACUUCUGCCUCAUCCCCGUCGGCACAGGCAGCGUCUCCGUCGCCAACGAGGUCGCGCAGGUCCAGCGCCUGCUCAAGGCAAGCGGGCUCAAGUACACGAUGCACUCGGCCGGCACCACCGUCGACAACCUUGUGACGUUCCGGCGUUUUGCAGAGGGAAGCUGGGACGAUGUUUUCCGCGUCAUCGGCCAGGCUCAUUCCCUCGUUCACCAGAGCGGUGUCGUGAGGAUUCAGUCCUCGAUGCGCGUGGGCUCGAGGACGGACAAGAAGCAGUCUGCCGCAGACAAAGUCAAGCGUGUCGAGGGUAUUCUGGCGCAGGACGAGUAG
Messenger RNA from Colletotrichum truncatum, 381 nucleotides. RefSeq lists its product as uncharacterized. The record is from RefSeq and is a predicted model, not a curated record. Gene Ontology annotation, cellular component: cytosol. NCBI's taxonomy places the organism in Eukaryota, Fungi, Ascomycota, Sordariomycetes, Glomerellales, Glomerellaceae.